Messenger RNA from Mycena indigotica, 1386 nucleotides. Its product is annotated as Carbamoyl-phosphate synthase. The coding region runs from base 1 to 1386 and encodes 461 amino acids. NCBI's taxonomy places the organism in Eukaryota, Fungi, Basidiomycota, Agaricomycetes, Agaricales, Mycenaceae. The transcript has 5 exons. The record is from RefSeq and is a predicted model, not a curated record.
AUGGAGGACAGGUUCCGCAUGUUGCAGGCCUCCAUUCAAGACGCCUUGGACGAUUUGUCGUCGCCGCGCAGCUCAAACGAAAGUCGGCUUGAUGCGUUGCGGACACUGGAGCGGCUCUUGGCAACAUCGUUCGUCCCGGAGAGGUCGACGGAGGAUACGGAGUACUUCCUGGCCCUGCAGUAUACCUUCGAGUGCAACGUUGCUUCGCGGAUUCUGAGCUGGACGGUGGGCAACAUAUCCAAGAUUGAUGCUUUGACGACCAGAGGUGUCCCCGAAGAGAACGAAUUGGAAGUGGCGCUUCUGACCACGCAGUUGCAACUGGCGAUGUCGAUAUUGCAAGGUGUAUGCUUGACUCAUCCGGCGUCAAAGUUCUAUCUCGGACGCAAGUACUCGUUGGAGGUUCUGUUAGACCUUUUCCUCGCCUCUCGCCAUCUCGCCUCUGCCCCCUCAUCGUCCCGCUCUCCUGUCAAGCCAAGCGCAGCCCCACCGCCCCUUGCAUCGGUCAUUCUCGACACUCUCCUCUGCAUUCUUGUCGACUCCUCUCCCGCUCUGCGCGUAUUUGAAUCCUGCGAGGGCCCCCAGGCUGUCGUCAAAAUUCUGAAGCGGGCAGCCACUCCGAGCGAGGUCCGCAUGAAGUGUGUCGAGUUCCUGUAUUUUUAUUUGUUGGACGAAACAACUCCGUCGAGACCUACCGCCACUCCCAAUCCCGCAACGCCAAAGCCUCAGGCGGUGGUAACUGCGCCAUCCACGCCUGCCGCUUCAAAUCCUCUGAACAAAAAGCCCUUUAUAAAUGCCACACCUGCACGCCCGUUAUCGCUUUACGGCUCGUCGACAUAUUCGUUGACUUCGAGCGCAUUUGCUUCCUCUGACGACUCGAACGAACCUUCUUCGUCAUCCGCGUCAUCCUCACGCUCGACUUCGGGGAGCUCGGCGAGCUCGUUUUCGUCCACAUCGUCCAACGCUGGGUCGACUUCGCCCAAGAAACAUACGCAGAUGCUGCCUGGCUUGGGCACCCCUCGCCACCCCUCGUCUCGCCCGCUGUUGAUGCUGAGAAAAGACCUCGAUUUUGUGCCGUUGAGUCCGAAGAAAGCACCGGGAGAGAGCCCGAGGAAUAUAGCAACACCCAUGAGACGGACACAUACCCGGACGCGGUCACGCCUUGCGUCGACUUCGUCUACAUCCUCAGAAGAAGGCACUGCUGGAGCGCCAAUUGAGGACCGCAGUCGGACAUCGAGUGCGAGUUCGGGCGCGGAGACUAUUCGUGAGGAUGAUGGGAGCAGGGCGAAGACGACAGAGGAGAAGAAGCGGCUGCUGUCGACGAUGCUGGGGAAUGUGGAGGCGCUGGUGGAGGGCGUGAGGAAAGCGGGGAUUUGGGGGCUUGGGUGA